AUGACCUCAACAGCGAGUGGAAUCCAGACCACUCUCCCUACCGAUAUACACCACCGGGCUAAUGCAACCAAUGGAAAUCCUAAAAAACUCGUCGUCACAGAGGCUGGACGCGAGGUUGACAAACGACUUGAUAAACACGAAACUUAUGAAUUCGGCGGCCCUCUGGGUGUUUGCGCUAUUAUGACCGGCUUCCCUAUCUUGAUGUACUACCUUUGGAUAUGUCUAUGGUUUUAUGAUGGUUCCUUGGUCCAUCCUACCUCUGUCGACGAUAUCAAACCUUUCUUAUGGCGUAUGUGGGGACAUAUAGCCAAAGACGCCAGUCCAAACCUGUAUGCUUGGAAAGUCUACUCUGGAAACUUUUUCUUCCAACUAUUUAUUGCCUGGCUGCUGCCUGGCUAUCAACAAGACGGUCUUCCCGUCCCUUCUCUCGGGUACAAAACCCUUCGGUACAACUGCAACGCGCUAGCAUGCCUCUAUACCACUUUGAUUACCGCCGCCAUUCUACACUAUUACCACAUCUUCCGUUUGACAGAGAUCAUAGACAACUAUGGCCACCUGAUGACAGUAUCCAUGUUCUACGGCUUCGGCGUCUCCCUCAUAACCUAUCUAUAUGCUGUCUUGACCAAUACCCAGAUUCGUAUGUCAGGAAACUUCUUCUACGAUUACUUCAUGGGUGCUUGCUUGAACCCACGCCUGGGAACCAUUGACUUGAAGAUGUGGGCCGAGGUCCGAAUCCCAUGGGUCAUUGUCUUUUUCCUCUCUGUCUCUGGGGCUUGCAAACAGUAUGAACAGUUGGGCUAUGUCACACCUAACAUGGCCUUUAUGAUCCUCGCCACUGGAUUCUAUAUCAACGCUUGUGCCAAAGGAGAGGAGUGCAUUCCCCAAACUUGGGAUAUGUUCCAUGAAAAAUGGGGCUUCAUGGUUAUAUUCUGGAACUUCUCUGGUGUACCCUUCUCAUACGUGUAUUCCGUUGUCUACAUGGCCUCCCAUGAUCCUUCUACCUAUCGCUUCUCGACUGGGGGCUACAUCUUUAUUUAUACAGUUCUUUGUACUGCUUAUUAUAUUUGGGAUACCGCGAUGGCUCAAAAGAGCCACUUCAAAAUGCAAACUCAGGGAAUCACUGAAUUCCGCAAAACUUUCCCUCAACUUCCCUGGAACACGGUCAAGAACCCGACCUUCAUUGAGACCGCUCAUGGAAACCGUCUGCUUACUAGCGGUUGGUGGGCAUACUCCCGCAAACCCAACUACGUCGCCGACUGGACGAUGAGUCUGACCUGGGGCGCGAUCAUCGGCACCGCUAGCAUCAUCCCAUAUUUCUACUCCAUAUUCUUCAUCGUUGUCCUCUUGCAUCGGUGCACUCGCGACUUUGAACGGUGCUCCAUCAAGUAUGGCAAAGAUUGGGAACGCUACUGCCAAAUUGUCAAAUAUAAAUAUAUUCCAGGGAUUUAUUAA
Molecule: messenger RNA, 1452 nt
Organism: Psilocybe cubensis
Lineage: Eukaryota; Fungi; Basidiomycota; Agaricomycetes; Agaricales; Agrocybaceae
Exons: 10
Coding region: 1-1452 (483 amino acids)
Biological process (GO): ergosterol biosynthetic process
Cellular component (GO): endoplasmic reticulum membrane
Molecular function (GO): Delta24(24-1) sterol reductase activity
Source: RefSeq, a predicted model, not a curated record